This is a messenger RNA of Dendrobium catenatum, 3606 nucleotides long. RefSeq names its product probable protein NAP1. The record is from RefSeq and is a predicted model, not a curated record. The transcript has 16 exons. Bases 1 to 3408 code for a protein of 1135 amino acids. Gene Ontology annotation, biological process: cell migration; cell projection assembly; cortical actin cytoskeleton organization. Gene Ontology annotation, cellular component: SCAR complex. Lineage: Eukaryota; Viridiplantae; Streptophyta; Magnoliopsida; Asparagales; Orchidaceae.
AUGGACAUUUCUAGGUCCAAUAAUGAUUCUGUUUGGCUUGGUCCUGAAAAUUUUGGCUAUAUUCAAAAGGCCAUUCGUUGCACAGAUUUUGGUGGAGAUGGACAUUUUGUUUGGCUUGGUCUUGAAAAUUUUGGUUAUAUUCAAAAGCCGGUUAUUAGUUGUGUUCCUAAUCCUUCUACGGAGUCUAGGGUUUUGGCUUUAAAUAAAUUAGAAACAAAUUUUUCCCCUACUGUGGAGGCUGUGAUUUUGGCUUUAAAUGAUCUAGAAAUUCAUAUUGCUCUAAUUCUUGCUAGAGAUUCUGUUUCUUUGGUUUCUCCUAAUAUUGUUCCUUCUAAAGUUGUUUAUGUUAACAACAAUACUGAUUCUUCUUUGCUUACUCCCUAUAGUGCUAAUUCUUUAGAGAAUUUGGAUUAUGAUAGUAAGAAAAUGGAUAAAAUUACUCUUAACUCUUAUAGCUCUAGUACUCAUUUAAUUUCUUCCUCUGCUAGUUUGAAUAAGUCGAAUGAAGGUUAUGAUGUUGUGGGUAAAAUUGUGGCAUCUAGUUCUAAUUCUAUAUUGAUUUCUGAUUUACCUAUUGAAGGCAAGGAUGUUUCUAAUAUUGUCCCUAUUAUCGAUUUUCCAUUUUCUCCCAUGUCGGAUGUGUGUAUUAACUUGAUGGUAUUCUCUGCACUAGCAUUAGCUCAGUGUGAGGUAAUUUGGUUUUUUCAACAUGUUGGGGUUGCAUCCUCAAAAUCUAAAGCUGCUCGAGUGCCAAUUGACAUUGACGCAGCAGAUCCAACUGUAGGAUUCUUGUUGGAUGGAAUGGACAAACUCUGCUCUUUAGUUCGCAAAUAUGUUGCAGCAAUAAAGGGUUAUGCAUUAUCAUACUUAUCAUCAUCUGCUGGAAGAAUUAGAUUUUUGCUUGGUACCCCUGGGAUGGUUGCCUUGGACCUUGAUUCCACUUUGAAGGGUUUGUUUCAGCAAGUUGUUCAUUGUCUUGAGAACAUACCAAAGCCUCAAGGAGAAAACAUCUCUGCUGUUACAUGCGACCUCUCCGAAUUGCGGAAGCACUGGUUAUCAAUCUUAAUGAUUGUUACAUCUUCACGUUCAUCAAUAAACAUAAGACACUUGGAAAAGGCCACUGUGUCAACUGGAAAGGAGGGUUUGCUGUCAGAAGGGAAUGCUGCCUACAAUUGGUCCAGAUGUGUGGACGAGCUCAUGUGUCAGCUAUCAAAACAUGGAAGCCUAAAAAAUUUAUACUUCUAUCAUCAUCACCUAACCGCAGUCUUCAGGAACACCAUGUUUGGGCCUGAAGGACGUCCACAUCACUGCUGUGCGUGGCUUGGUAUAGCCAGCAGUUUUCCUGAGUGUGCUUCCGCACUUAUUACAGAGGAGCUGAACAAAAUAGGUAGAGAUGCUAUUUUGUACGUGGAGUCACUUAUUGAAUCGAUUAUGGGUGGAUUGGAAGGUCUAAUAAAUAUACUCGACUCUGAAGGUGGAUUUGGAGCUUUAGAAAUGCAGCUUAUUCCAGAGCAAGCAGCCCUUAGAAUGAAUUCAAUAAAAAUCUCUACCAAUUCUGCUAAAUCACCAAAAGGUUUUUAUGGUUUUCCUGUACCAGGGCAUGAAAGCCAUCCCGAAAGCAGUAAUUCAGUCAAAAUGCUGGAAGCUGCCAUGCAGAGGCUAACAAGUUUAUGUUCUGUUCUAAAUGACAUGGAGCCUAUAUGUGUUCUAAACCAUGUCUUCGUACUCCGUGAGUAUAUGAGAGAUUGUAUCCUGGGUAACUUUAGAAGAAGGCUGCUGACAGUUAUGAGAACUGAUAGUGGCCUACAGAGGCCAUCCGUUAUGGAAUCCCUUAUUCGCAGACACAUCAGUAUUAUUCAUUUAGCUGAGCAGCACAUAAGCAUGGAUCUUACAGAAGGAAUUCGAGAAGUUCUGUUAAUAGAAACCUUCACUGGACCAAUCUCUAACCUCCACAUGUUUGAAAAAUCUGCUGAUUUGCAAAGUGGAUCUGCUAUAGAAAUGGUCUCCAACUGGUACAUGGAUAAUGUUGUGAAGGAUUUGAAUGGUGCUUCUGUAAUGUUUGUACCUGCCCAUAAUUGCUUCAAGAGCUCAAAACUUGUUGGUGGAUAUUUUGCAGACUCGUACACGAAUCUUAAGGAACUUAAAUCGCUGAUUUGCAUAUUUGGAGGCUAUGGAUUUGACAGAUUAGACAUGAUGAUAAAAGAACAUAUUUCUGCAUUGUUGAAUUGUAUUGACACAGCCCUUCGGGCAAACCGUGAAGCUCUUGAGGCUAUAGCUGGGAGUUUAAAUUCUAGUGAUCGGAUUGAAAGAGAUGCACAUUUGAGGCAAAUCUUGGAUAUCGAAACACUGGUCAGUUUCUGUGUUCAAGCUGGGCAAGCAAUAGCUUUUCGUAGAAUUCUUGUAGAGGCUGUAGGAGCAGUUCUUGAGGAGAAAGCCCCUCUCAUUUUUUCUUUGUUAAGUGGAACAUCUAAGCAUUUACCUGACGAAAUCCCUGAAAAAGGUGAAAUUAGCAGAUUGAGAAAGGUAUCUCAUAGUAUUGGUGGUGUAGUUGGGCAAGACAUGGAAUGGAUUUAUUCGGUUAUGGAAGAAACUGGUGCUGCCUAUGAUAGUUCUUGGAGUCUGCUUCCAUAUCUCUGUGCUGCAUUUAUGUUGUCAACCUUAUGGAGUACUACUAGUUUUGAUGUGAGCACUGGAGGUUUCAACAACAACAUGCAUUGUUUGGCAAGGUGCAUCAACGCUAUUAUUGGAGGCAGUGAAUUUAUUAGGUUGGAAAGAGCAGAGCUACAAAGGCAGUCUCUUUCUAACGGUCAUGCUUCUGAAAUGGUAGAACCCGAAAGACUUAGUCGUGCUUCAGUAGAAGCAAGCAUAAAAUCAGCAAUGCAAAUCUUUGUUAAAUGUUCUGCAACAAUUAUCCUUCAAUCAUGGAGUGAGACAAACAGGUCACAACUAUUGCCAAAACUGAUAUUCUUAGACCAGCUCUGCAAUCUCUCUCCCUAUCUUCCCAGAAGCACCCUUGAGGUUCAUGUUCCAUAUGCCCUUCUGCGUUCCUUAUACUCACAGCACUAUGGAACCUCACAACAACCCAUUCCAACAAUGGAAAUACCACUUAAUUCCCCCAAGCAUUCUCCCCUUAUUUCUCUUGCCCAUUUAUCACCUUCUGUUCGACAAAAUCGCGGCGAUUCGACGCCGAAUUCUGCCACUUAUGACUCGGGCUACUUCAGCUCAUCAAUGCAGAGGCAAGACGAGGCAAUCGACAAAAAGCAACGGAACACAAGGCGAUCAGGACCGUUAGAAUACAGCUCGAGCCGGAAGGUGAAGUUCGUCGAUGGCUCGAGCUCUACUGGUCAGGGACCAAGCCCAGUUCCUAGAUUUGCUGUAUCUAGAUCUGGUCCUCUGUUGUAUAAGUAGAAGCAGCUAAUAUUUAUAUUUCUGUUAUGUAGUAAGUAUUGCAGGAAGGGUCUCAGUAGGAAUGCAAGCUAGAGUUUGUGCCCAGAUUUGGAAAAAAAUUUCAUCAAACCUUACAAUGAUUCAAAUUUAGUUAAUUGAGAUUAUAUAGUAUAUAUAAUUAAUUAACUAGUUACCAUUUAUAUUGCAUUUAUUUUAAAA